AUGACGACUGCUCAACACCAGCAGAUGGUAUAGGAAUAUGUGUCCAUGGAGUUCUCUAGCUCCACCACCCACAUGGAGACCUUCUCCCAGACAACCAAGACCGUGGGAGAGUGGCUGACCUCAGAUGACUCAGGCAACUACAGAUACAUUACAAACAAUAAGCACACAGAUGCCAUUACACUGUCCUUGCUGGCAACAGAGGCCAGGCCUGUCUCCCCCUCCUCUUCUAGGGUUUCCCUGACCCAAAAAAAGAAGCAGGAGGUGACAAACGAAAAGGAGAUGCUGAUGACUUGGGACAAAGUACCCAGUAAGGACUUUGCAAAGGUCUAUGUGGAAAUUCUGAAACCACUAGAAGAUGUAGAAACCAAGGUUGACACCACCAAUGUCUUCACCUGCAUUGGAGCGAAAGGACCAAGAUGCUCCGGUCAGCUCAUGAGGUAGUUGGGUACCAAGUGCAUGCUGGUUACCACUAACAUAAACAUGAGCAAUGCCAGUGCCUACAGCCUGAGUGGGAGAUACGUGGAUAAGCACCAUGGCAAUGAGCCAAAGUUCAUGGAAGAAGUGAAACUGGUGGCAGUGACUAUGCAGACAGCUGUGUUUGAGAUCCACCCCUCCGAGGAAGAGAAUGACUCUGCGUGGCAGUUCAAAGGAAGGGGUAACAAGUAUGAUCUCAGACCAUCUGAGAAUGGUCUGACUCAUACAGUUAAGAUCAAAAAUGCCAGACUCAGCAACAUUCUGUCUACGGGCCUUCCCUUUAGAUCUAUGAGCAGCUUCAAAAAUGCAUGUGUAAAAGAAAGGAGCCGCUCACCCCUUGAACGUGAGCUGAUGUCUAAGGAUGCGUCAGUAGCCUGAGAGGAAGAUGGGUGACUGCUGACAAAUAGCCUCAAGUACAGUGCGAGCCACACAGGCAAGCAAACUGAGUUGGUCAUUAGUGAUACACAGAGCGGAGAUGGCAGGGAAUACACCACAGUGGCCAUGGAGGAUGGGGACCCUGUGAAUACAAUCACAGGCUUGCCCAGUAUGUCAAUGGUAAAGCAGGGUGAGGAAAACAUGCUCAUCUUCCCCAACAUGAGCACGAAGCAUGAAUGAAAAUACACAUUCUGGGCAAACGGCACAGAAAAUGAAGUCUCCAUAUCCAUUAUAGGUAAGGCCCUCUAAAGCUGUCUUGUGACCAUGAAGGUGAUUAAGAUGCCCUUCCAAGCAAGGCCUUUACCCAAAGUGACCUAGUUCAAGGACGGUGUGUAGGUGACCAAGAGGAAGCAUGUGUCCAUGGAACUCAGGGAAGACCGGGACCUACUCACCAUCUCCGAUUGUAUACAUAAAGGCAUCAGCUUGGUCCUAUUCAGCCUCAGAAGUCACAUAGCAACUGCAACUGUGAACCUCAAUGUGCUAGGUGAGGGCACAGCCAUGAAGUUGUUUGAGAGCCCUCAGCUCUCAGGCUCUUGGGUAACCAUGCACAUGAAUAGAAGGCCCACCUGUAAAAUUGGUCAUAGUAGGAUAAAGGCAGUUGGCAAGAAAUCCUGGAUUAAGACAGGGGAGGUGGAUGACAAAGUGCCCAGCUUCACCGUAGAAGAGGGAAAAGCUUAUGUGCGCUGUAUUCUGGUGGUCAGUUGAGAGGGUGGUAGUGACCCACCUGACACUGAGGAAACCUUUCCUCAUAAUCCCAUAGAUGAUGGGCCAAUGCUUGGCUACUCUAUCAAGUGAAGAAAUCUGUGGGUACCAGUUAACAAGGAUCUCAUUCAGGCACAGACUACACUGUGGAGACAGCACGCAGACUAUAAAUUCUGAGUUAUAGCUCUGUAUAGAGCCACUCUAGGACAUCCCAGCAUGCCAAGCAGCUCAGUGGUGGUCAGGGGUCCUGUUAAGCCUCCAGGCCUGGCACAGGGCCUAAACAUGUCUGAGUCCUCUGACUCAGUGGUUCUCAACCUGUGGGUGCGCUACGUGGCAGAGGUCCUCACCGAGAUGCCAAGAAACUUCUUUCAUAUCCAAAAUGUCAGUAAGGCUGGGUUUGGGGACCCUGUGGAGCUAGAUAAGGAUCCAUACCACGUUACCACCAGGGGAAAAUGGGGCAAUAAAGACAGCCUCACCAUCAAGGGCUGGAAAACCAUCACCAAGGGCAAAAAUUAGCCCUAAUUCCUCAUUAACAACAUCAAGUGUUCUGACUACAGAGAGUAUCAGAUCUUGCUUCAGAAUGAGUUUGGAGUCACACACUAUGCUGUUUACAUGCUAGUAGCAGGUACAGAGGGCAGCAGAGGCCAUUUGCAGCCACCCUUCUACACCCUGUGUAGCUCCCCACAGCUACUUAAGCAACCUAAGGCACAACCUUUGCGGUUCUUCCACAUUUCUGGACCUCCUGCAAACCUAAAGCUAUUUGAAGAGGCCCCCAACACAGUGACCCUGACCUGGAAGCAAAAUCCUGAUCUCCAAGAAGAUGGUGAUGCCUACUGAAGAGGGAUGAAAGUCACCCCCACCUGGUUCACUGCAACUGUGGGUGCCCUCAGUGACAAGUACAUGGUGGCCAGCAGGAAAUGCUACUUCAGAGUGGUGGCUCAAAAUGAAAUAGGUGACAGUGACCCACUGUACUCCAUGGAUUCCUGGCUUGCCAAUAAAGACCAUAGUGAAUACAGAACUUGGGAUCUGUGCGUUGUGUCAGGAAUCCCUGAUGGUGAAGAGGACAUAGGGUCACCAAAGGGUGCCCAAGAGUUAAGAUCAAAGAACUGUGAGGACUGGCACCACAUACCCCACUUCUUGACCCCAUUCAAGUCACUCACUGUGGUCUUUGGCCAGGACUACACCAUGACUGGUACCUUGGCUCAUGGUGCUAUCUACAAGGGUGAUGUUUCAACAUCACUGUCUAUUCAAAGUUCUGACCCAACUUCACCGGCAUAUGUAAGCCGGUCAACAUAA
Rattus rattus (black rat) is the source of this 2907-nucleotide messenger RNA. It is a transcript of the gene Igsf22, whose product is annotated as immunoglobulin superfamily member 22. The record is from RefSeq and is a predicted model, not a curated record. Gene Ontology annotation, molecular function: protein binding. Lineage: Eukaryota; Metazoa; Chordata; Mammalia; Rodentia; Muridae.